Malaya genurostris is the source of this 2320-nucleotide messenger RNA. RefSeq lists its product as uncharacterized. NCBI's taxonomy places the organism in Eukaryota, Metazoa, Arthropoda, Insecta, Diptera, Culicidae. The record is from RefSeq and is a predicted model, not a curated record. The transcript is spliced from 3 exons. The coding region runs from base 194 to 1057 and encodes 287 amino acids.
GAGAUAGGAGUACAAUUCAUUACCGAUCGUUGAAGAAUAACGAACUCGAAGAGACAGACACGGCAGCCCGAAGCGAGCGAGUGCGUGUUGAAAGUUCUGUGUGCUAGCAAAAGAACUCUUGUAGUUGCAGGUGAAGUGAAAAGUGAUAGAGGCGAAUCGCAAAAAUAACAACAACAAAAAAUUAUCAGUAAUCAUGAAAGUGCUAAUCGUAUCCGCGGUGCUCCUGGCUUGCGCCAUGGCCGCUCCAGCUCCUGCUGAGGAAAGCUCGACCACCGGAAGUGCGCUGAAUAUGGCCCUCAAGUUCUUCGGCAGCUGUUUCGAGUCAGCCGAAAUGGGAACCUGUCUGGCGGUGAAAGGAAUUACCGCCCUGAACCGUGCUGCCCGUGCCAACAACAUCGAAAUCGUGCCCGGUGUGACCUUCUCGAGAGACCCAACGGCCCCGGUUGAACGUAUGGGCAAAUCCGUCUCGGAGAAUGAAAUCAUCAGCACCCUGCCAGUCACCUCCGAGGAGAAGAGCGACGCCCUGUUCGAUAUGGCCAUCGAUUCUGCCAAGCGACUGUUCACCGCUCGCUCCAUCCAAAUUCGUCUGCCAGAGGAAGCCAGCGAAACCAUCGCCCGUUCCCUCGAAGAAGGUAGAACCCUGAAGAAAGGCAAGAAAUUGAAGAAAAUCCUUGGCCCACUGGCUCUGGCUGUCGGAGGCAAGCUGUUCGCCCUUCUGCCCAUACUCCUCGGAGGAGUUGCCCUGUUGGCCAUCAAGGCUCUGUUCGUCUCUAAGAUCGCUCUGAUUUUGGCCGUCAUUCUGGCCUUCAAGAAAUUCCUCGGUGGUGCCGUUGAUGGAGCUGGUACUCUAGGACUUCUAUCAAAGGCUGUUGGAGGUGGUGCCGCUGCUCUCGGAGGUGGUGCUAUCGGAGGUGCUCCUGCUCCCGCUCCUGCCCCUGCUGGUUGGACCGGAGCUGGUGCUAGCGGAUGGUCGCAAGGAAACUCCCAGUAUCCUUAUGCCCGCAGCUACGAUACUGCCCAGGAUCUCGCUUACAGUGCUCAAGCCCCGAAAGCGUAAAACUCUUCUGGCUCACUUCCAAAACAAAACCAUAUUAGUUUAAGGCACCUACCCAUUUUCCUUCAACACUAGCUGAUUUUUUCGCACCAUCUUCUUGGGGUUCUAUCUCGGGUUCCCUGCCCAAUACCGUCGCUGUCCCUUUCGCACCUUGCAAACCUCUUCACCGUUCUUAGUGUCUAGUCUAUCAAUCCUUCCGCGAGAGCCAUUAAGCCGGAAACCCAUCGUUGACGAGUCCACAAACUAGUCGCAAAAUUAGCCUUACACACGCAACAAUAACAACAACAACAACAACCAUUAGAAGCCUCAUCGGAUCGUGACAAAAGCGAUCCACUCCACAAACCAAGCAAACCAGCAUGCAUCCACCCCGCCCGAUCUAUACUUCACCGUUCUUGCCGAACCCACAACCCACAGCUGUAAAGUGAGAACAGCUUCCGAAAUCGGAAUCCGAACACACAAUCCGUACAAACCUGUCAGCUUGCAACGAUUGGUAAGCCACCCAUUUGUACAUACACUCAAGGAAAACAAAACGCACACACACACACACACUCACGAGCCGAAACGAAAGUCGGCGGAGAAUCUGCACAAACAAUUGACACGCUCAACCGCGAGCGCUCAGGUGGCUACGCGCGGCACAACCCGAAAGUGUGCCAAUCGCUUCAUGGCUUUUCGUUCUGCUAAAUCUGAUCCGCCCGCCAAGGAGCGCCUAUCCUUCAGCAACGUCUGAGUCGGUUUUUUUUGCUUCACGAUGCCAAGAAUCCGACAUUUCCGAUAUCUAACGACAGCCUAAUUAGUGUUUUAUUAGUGUGUAGUAAUUUAUUUGCAAGCGAAAAUAAAAGAAAAUUCACCGCGAGAGAGAAAGAGAAGAAACUAAAAAGCAAAACUGGUUUCGAAAGAGAUCGAACGUGUAAUUAAUUUAUUUUAAUUUAUGAUUUUCUAGUUAUUAGCUCGGAAUGAAUACACAAACAAACAAACGUACGAGAAUAGAACGGAAACAAAGCAAUCGCAGCACAAAACCUAAAUACAAAUGCAAAUACACACACACAAACACCCUCCCAUAAGCCCAUACAUGCAACAAGCAUCGCUCACAAUGCGCAAAACCUCGACUGUAUAGAUUACCGCUUAAUAAGUAAAAGUUUUAUAGACUUGUGUAAAGUAGCGAACACGAUGUGUCAAUAGUCAUUAAUUUGAUGUUUUUUUUUUCUUUCCAUGAGACAACAAUAAAAACGCUGAGAAGAUUUGAUUUGAAAAGAGAGAGAUUUAAAA